AUGGCCCCAGCAUCCAGCGAUCCGGAACCAUCUGCGACUUUUGCCGGUGCAGAAUCCGAACGAGAACAUGGUGCAUUCAAAAAACAUCUUGACCGAACCCCGGCCCACCCUAUUCCCCAGCUUCAGGGCCCGUUUGAAGAAUCCAUGCUAGAGGCUCUCGAAGUCACUCGGAGUGAGUGGGUAGUGGAGCUAGAUGCUCAGUCCCGCCGCAAGGAUCUACUCGAAUCUGCCGAGUAUCACCCGUUUUGGAAGCUUAUCUCCCAAAUGACGUUCGGCGUUAGUCUCUUGACCAAACGAUUGGCCAAGUCAGAUGUAGAAGUUUUGAGAAUCCUUCAAGCUCAUGUUGACGAGAUGGAUGGGUUUUUGGGAAGAACGACGGAGGACUUUCUCCUAAUCCAGGUUGACGUGCGCACUCGGAUCCAGUAUCUUAGCCUCCCACUUGGGAAUCUUGAAGUCUUCGACGAGAUGCUGAAUGACCGCCAAUUCCGCCGUGCCAUGAUCGGCUAUAACGAAAUGAUCGAACAUGCCGUUGACCGCUUUGCACAAUCCGUCAGGGACACCCUCAAAGAUAUACAGAAAGGAAAGGCGGCAGUUAGCGCUCUCUGGCAAUACCUUGGAGGCUCCGCAAGACAGAAUGCUCCCCUAUCUAACAAUAUCACCGCUGUAUACAAUGCGAUGCUGGCGAACACGGAGGGGUGGAAUGCCGCUUUUUCCAAACUCCGCCGAAAAGGUGUUGCCCUCGAGUCCGCACUCUUGCAGCUUGGCCUGACCAUAACCGAAAUGCAACACCGCGUGGGCGUGGCAAGCAGGAAGGAAGUAUCCUUGAUGCGUUCUUCAAAUGCUUCUCCUGGAGGCAAACGGCUUCGAGAUCGUCUUUUCGAGAGAGGACUGUCCAUCAGAGUCUCGACGCCCUCGAUUCCAGAAAAGCCUCUGCCAUGUGACCCAGGGCUCCCGGUAACAACGAGCAUGCCGCCACUGCCCAGGCAAGCUGAACCUCACCGAAUGCUGCAGAAGAGUGUCCCAAAUCUACGGGCCUCCAAGUCAUCUGACAAUUGUUACCGAAAUAACCCCCUGCCAAGCCGGUCAAGAUCAAUGAACGGUUUUGUGAACACUGCAAAUUCCAUUAUUUCACUAUCCAACUUGCGACGCUCAAGCAGUCGAUUUUCAAAGGUCAAACCCACCUUGAGGGAAAGCCAAAACGAAGAUGACGGGGUAGCACCAAUGCGACCCUCCACAGCGCCCUCUAGAACACUCAGAGCGCGAAGUACGUCUGUCGAACAAUUGAAAGCUUUUUGUAAACCCAGAAAAGACCAGCAGCAACACGUGGCAAUGUUACCUGAGUCCAAAAGGCCCUCCACAGCGCAAGCGUCCACCAGAGGAGAGACAAUGAAAGAGCAACUCCUGCAGUAUUUCAAAGGAGAUCGAGUUAUGGAUGCAUGGGAGAGUCGGCCUCAACAAGAGAAGAUUGCGAGUCAGAAUUGCCAGACAAAGGGUGAUCUGUGGAGUAGAUUUCGUGAUAGGUCGUCGAAAAUCCCUGGCAACCCUGGCAACCGUGACGACCAACCGACGAACCUCCUCGACGAUGACUUGGGAACACAGAUGGCCUGGUUACAAGACGAAACGAAAUCAUUGAACACUUAUUCGUUGAAACCAAGGCGUGAUGUGGCUCCUCGAAUCCACGUCCUCUCGGACCCCAUAAGCUUAGCUCGUGGACUCGAGGAGGCUGGCGGUUCUAGGCAUCAAGACGAGAUUGAAUCCCCAGAAGGAGAUACGCAAUCGAUUAUUACAGCGCUUCCGUUGGUGCCACCUCCACUACCGCACCAGUCAGUAUCGCAUCAGAACUAG
Molecule: messenger RNA, 1845 nt
Organism: Aspergillus affinis
Lineage: Eukaryota; Fungi; Ascomycota; Eurotiomycetes; Eurotiales; Aspergillaceae
Exons: 3
Coding region: 1-1845 (614 amino acids)
Source: RefSeq, a predicted model, not a curated record